AUGUCAUCCUCGACCAUGAUUGCUCUGCCGAACCCUCCUGGCACUCACAAGUAUCGCAAAUCCAACGCCUCUGCAACCGAAUACCCCAGUCCCGAGUCUGCUCAUGACUCCUAUCAGAGGCACUCUCAUCACUAUACACACCAGCCUCACUAUCAACACCAACACCAACACUACCAGCAACAACAGGGCGCCCAUUAUCAACAGCAGCUGCAUCAGCAAUACCAACAACAACAAUACCAACAACAACCACAACACCAACAAUAUCAGUAUCGCUCAAGUCACUCGCGCCAGCAUUCGCGUCAACUCUCGCAGCACUCUUUCACAUCUCAGUUCCAGCCGUACCAUCUGCCCUCACCGCAGUCUCCUUCAAGCUCCACGAUGCCGUCGGGCAUUGAACGCCUACCCAGCAAUGUUCAGCAAAAGGUCUAUAAUGAUCUAGACUAUCAGUCUCUGAUUCACUUGUCCAGCACGAACCGAUAUUUUAAUCAGACAAUCGAGCCUCAGAACAUGGCUGAUCCUGCCGACAAGGCUCAAUUCGUCAUGAGAGCCGCCAAGGACUUUCCACAGCACCGACCUAGUGAAAAAGGCCACGACUAUAAGCCGGGAAACUUUGAGUGCUACGUCUGCUUCCGAGUCCGCACUCCCGAACACUUUGAUAUGCUGCAGCCCCAGCAUGCCUACGUCGACCCCAGUGGACGCCUAGUGACUGAUCGCGACCCUCAGCCUGGCCGAGACAAGCAAAUUGCCCUACGACGUUUUUGCAUCGAGUGCGGUGUUCGCGAGGGCCUCCAUGUGCCUUUUGACUGCCUCACGACUCGCACUGGCCGCGAUCUCUGGGUGUGCAAGUGCCGACGGAUUUGGGCCAAGCCGGGCUGCCUCCGCUGCCCCGACUGCCGCGCUGACUGUCCCCUGCGACCCAAAAAGAAGUUUGGUUUCUAA
Messenger RNA from Beauveria bassiana ARSEF 2860, 939 nucleotides. RefSeq lists its product as uncharacterized. Gene Ontology annotation, molecular function: protein binding. NCBI's taxonomy places the organism in Eukaryota, Fungi, Ascomycota, Sordariomycetes, Hypocreales, Cordycipitaceae. The coding region runs from base 1 to 939 and encodes 312 amino acids. The record is from RefSeq and is a predicted model, not a curated record. The transcript has a single exon.